AUGUUCCAAUACCCGAUAAAAGAAUGGUUACCAACCAUCCCAAUCUACGCAGCAAUACUCGCACUCACCAUCCUCAUAUACUUCUCCAAACUCGUGCACUUCUACUCCAACUCCCACAAAAACCAACUCCUAAACGCAAGUCAAGAACUAGCAGUAGUAACAGGUGGAAGCGGCAUAAUCGGCAGCAAAAUCAUCCUCUCUUUACAAAAAAAGGGUAUAAAAACAAUAAACCUUGACAUCACACCUCCAUCUCCAUCUCUCUCUGAAUCUCAAUCCCAAUCCCAAUCCCAAUCCCCUUCCUACUUCUACAAAACAGACCUCUCCAACCCCCCCUCAAUAGCCUCAACAGUCUCAAAAAUUGAAAAAGAACACGGCCCCCCAACAAUCCUAAUAAACAACGCCGCCCUCGUCAAUCCAACACCAAUUAUAAACUCCACCACCACAACCAACACAACCUCCAAAGUCCAUAAAAUCUUCAAUACAAAUAUCAUCUCGCACUUCUAUCUACUAGAAGCUUUUAUGCCUGAUAUGCUAUCGAAUAACCACGGACAUAUCGUUACGGUUUCAAGCAUGGUUGCGUUUAUGGGUGGAGCGUUGAAUGUGGAUUAUGCGUGUACGAAGGCUGGGUUAUUAGCGUUACAUGAGGGGUUGAGGGAUGAGAUAAAGAUUUUGUAUGGGAAGGAUGGGGUCCAGGCUACGAUUGUUCAUCCGACUUGGGUUCGGACGCCUGUGACUCAGGAGUGGGUGGGUAAGGGAUUUCUUCCUAAUAAGAAGAUUAUUGAGCCCGAGGAGGUGGCUGAUGCCAUUGUGGGACAGAUUAUGUCUGGGAUUGGGGGGCAGAUUAUUUUACCUAGUGAUUUUGCGGGAUUGGUGCUUCCUUUUGUGAGGGGGUUGCCGUGCUGGAUACAGGAGAAGAUUCGAGAUCGGGCUGCGAAGACUUUGUUAAAGUGUACAGAAGGAAAGUAG
Penicillium angulare is the source of this 966-nucleotide messenger RNA. Its product is annotated as NAD(P)-binding protein. The record is from RefSeq and is a predicted model, not a curated record. NCBI's taxonomy places the organism in Eukaryota, Fungi, Ascomycota, Eurotiomycetes, Eurotiales, Aspergillaceae. The transcript has 2 exons. Gene Ontology annotation, molecular function: oxidoreductase activity, acting on the CH-OH group of donors, NAD or NADP as acceptor. Bases 1 to 966 code for a protein of 321 amino acids.